ACGGGCGGAAGUUGCGCGGCGCAGUGUGUGCGCAGGCUGGCACGGCUAAGGACAGGAGUCACCAGGCUGCUCACAUUAAAACAAAAAAACAAAAAACAACACCCUUGGCGUCCAACAAACGACCAUUACAUCGGAAUAUGGAUGACGACGUGUUGACGACUCUGAAACUGUUGAUAAUAGGCGAGAGCGGAGUGGGGAAGUCCAGUCUUCUCCUGAGAUUCACCGAGGACACUUUCGACCCAGAACAGUCUGCUACAAUAGGUGUGGAUUUCAAAGUGAAGACACUAUCUAUUGAUGGGAACAAAGCCAAACUCGCCAUAUGGGACACAGCUGGUCAGGAAAGGUUUCGCACGUUAACACCCAGCUACUAUCGGGGCGCGCAGGGUGUCAUACUUGUAUACGAUGUUACCAAGCGGGACACCUUCACCAAGCUGGAAAACUGGCUGAACGAACUGGAAACCUACACAACUCGCAAUGAUAUCGUCAAGAUGCUCGUUGGGAACAAGAUCGAUCGGGAUGACCAUGAAGUGGACCGCAACGAAGGCCUGAAGUUCGCAAGAAAACACUCCAUGCUUUUUAUCGAGGCAAGCGCGAAGACCAAAGACGGCGUCCAGUGUGCCUUCGAGGAGCUCGUGGAGAAGAUCCUCCAGACCCCGGGCCUUUGGGAGAGCGAGACCCAGGGACAGAAACUGCGCCUGGGCAACCAGGAGCAAGGCGGCGGCCGGGCCUGCGGAGGGUACUGCUCCAUACCUUGAAAGCGGACACAAAAAAAAAAAAUAGCUGACAGACCAGAACCCGGAAAGGAGAGGAAUAAUGCGAGUGGUUAAAGACGCGACGGGGACGGGGACGGACUCCUUGCACACGACACUUCUUUCUGUUUAGUUGGUAGUUUGAACAUGAACGCCGGCGUGGAGCACGCACACAUCUUAUUCUGACAUGACUUCACUGCACACACAGUGUUGUUCAGUAAAGUAACAUGCACCAACCUUUUUCUUCCUGCCUUCUGCGGCCAUGCUUGCUUCAAAUGUAGCCGCGCUUAGUACGGGGGGGCCUUCCUUUCAACGCCAUGAAAAAACAUGGCGCGUACUCCGAAAUAAAACAUUUCACACUUUCUACUGUCAGAUGAGAUUAACCAUGACAUAAUUACGAACAUAAUGUUUUGAGGAAUAAUCUCUCCAUAAAUACACAGAAAACGUAAUUGUUACGGAACCAUACUUUCCAAGAGCCUUUAACAAUGCGUGCACCAAGGCUCUAUACUCGACUUCAAAAAAACAAAAAUGUAUUAAAAGAUUCCGCAUUCUAAAUAUGCUUCAUUACAUACUUGAGCGGUCUGUUUUCCAUUCGAUAUUUCCCAACCUACAGGACACAAUGCGUUUUCUUUAUUUUCAUGACUAUGGGCAUUUAUUUUGCCACGGGGGGGCCAAAUUUCAAGAAAAAAAAUGUGUAUUUUUUAGGAACACGAAUACAAAACCUCACAGUAAUGUCUGAUUGAAAGAUAAAAAUGUUAUGACGGACCACCUUAAAAGCUAAAUGGAAAUUACAUUUUUUUUUUUUACUGAAUGAGACACCCAGAAUGCGGGAUUUACAAUAUUUACUAUGAACGAUAAAAUAAUGAAUAUUGACAACAAACUGUAUGAACGUCAAUCGACAUGUUAUUAAACAGUGUUGUUCAGUAAAGUAACAUGCACCAACCAUUUUCUUCCUACCUUCUGCGGCCGUCCUUCCUUCAAAUGUAGCCGCGCUUAAUACGGGGGGCCUUCCUUUCAACGCCAUUAAAAAACACGGCGUGUACUCCGAAAUAAGACAUUUCAGAAUUUCUACUGUCAGAUGAGCUUACCAAUGACAUAAUUACUAACAGAAUGUUUUGAGGAAUAAUCUCACCAUAAUUACACAGAAAACAUCAACGUUACGGAACCAUACUUUCCAAUAGCCUUUAACAAUACGUGCACCAAUGCUCUAUACUCGACUUCAAAAAAACAAAAAUGUAUUAAACGAUUCCGCAUUUCAAAUAUGCUUCAUUACAUACCUGAGCGGUCUGUUUUCCAUUCGAUAUUUCCUAACCUACAGGACACACCUUCUCAUUCAAUGCGUUUUCUUUAUUUUCAUGACUAUGGGCAUUUAUUUUGCCACGGGGGGGCCAAAUUUCAAGAAAAAAAAGUGUAUUUUUUAGGAACACGAAUACAAAGCCUCACAAUAAUGUCUGAUUGAAAGAUAAAAAUGUUAUGACAGACCACCUUAAAAGCUAAAUGGAAAUUACAUUUUUUUUUUUACUGAAUGAGACACCCAGAAUGCGGGAUUUACAAUAUUUACUAUGAACGAUAAAAUAAUGAAUAUUGACAACAAACUGUAAGAACGUCAAUCGACAUGUUAUUAAACAGUGUUGUUCAGUAAAGUAA
Molecule: messenger RNA, 2396 nt
Organism: Nerophis ophidion (straightnose pipefish)
Lineage: Eukaryota; Metazoa; Chordata; Actinopteri; Syngnathiformes; Syngnathidae
Product: ras-related protein Rab-18-like
Exons: 7
Coding region: 138-755 (205 amino acids)
Molecular function (GO): GTPase activity; GTP binding
Source: RefSeq, a predicted model, not a curated record